This is a messenger RNA of Humulus lupulus (European hop), 1953 nucleotides long. RefSeq lists its product as uncharacterized. Gene Ontology annotation, molecular function: single-stranded DNA helicase activity; enzyme activator activity; ATP hydrolysis activity. The transcript has a single exon. The record is from RefSeq and is a predicted model, not a curated record. Bases 124 to 1728 code for a protein of 534 amino acids. Gene Ontology annotation, cellular component: nucleus. NCBI's taxonomy places the organism in Eukaryota, Viridiplantae, Streptophyta, Magnoliopsida, Rosales, Cannabaceae. Gene Ontology annotation, biological process: regulation of DNA repair; DNA-templated DNA replication.
AUUUCAUGGUGACAAAAAAAAAAAAGCUGUAAAGAAAGCACAAGCGACGAAACCCACCUAUUUACCGUGGAGUCCCUGCCUAAACAGAGAGAAGGCUAGACGAGGGAGAGGGAGAGGGAGAUCAUGGAGAAAGAGCGCCUUUUGAGCAUGGGAUUCUCGGAGGAAUUGGCGGCGCAGGCCUUGUCUGCCACCGGCGGUGCUUCCCCAACCAGAGCCGUUGAAUGGAUUCUAAGUCACAAACCCAUCCCCUCCGACGAUUCCCCUUCUCCUUCUCCUCCUCCGUUUCAACCCAAGCUCCACCGCUUCUUCAACUCCAAACCGGACACUAAUCCUUCUUCCACACCCAUCCAAGAAGACAUCGUUCCUCUCUCCAAGCGUUCCAAACCCACUUUCGCCCACGACACCAUCACCACCACCACCACCAUCACCGCCACUCCUCACCAGCCCCUCUACGACCGAAUGCGGCCUCGCACCCUCGACGACGUCGUCGGCCAAGACCACCUCCUCGCCCCCAACUCCCUCCUCCGUUCCGCCCUCCACCGCCACCGUCUCCCUUCCCUUCUCCUUUGGGGCCCACCCGGCACCGGCAAGACCUCCAUCGCCAAAGCCAUUCUAAACUCAUUCCCCAACCCUUCCUCCUUCUCCUCCACCUACCGAUUCGUCUCCCUCUCUGCCGUCACGUGUGGCGUCAAGGACGUCCGUGACGCCGUUGAUGAAGCCAGAAGAUCAAAGACAAAGAAUAAGAGAACGGUGCUCUUCGUCGACGAGGUUCACCGCUUCAACAAGGCCCAGCAGGACUCUUUCUUGCCCAUAAUCGAAGACGGAAGCGUUGUCUUCAUUGGCGCCACCACGGAGAACCCUUCUUUCCAUAUCAUCACGCCUCUUCUCUCACGUUGCACGACCCUUGUACUCCAUGCCUUGGAUCCUAAUAAUCUGGCCCAACUCCUUAGGCGGGCGGCCGACGAUUCUCGAAUUGGGCUCAUUGCCAGCAUUGGGAUGAGGCCUGUCCAGGUAGAAGACGACGUAAUUCACUUCAUUUCAGCUAAUUGCGACGGCGAUGCCCGCGUGGCCCUCAACGCCUUGGAGAUCUCUGCCAUCACUGCAGCCGCUCGAGCCGCACUGCAAUUAGGUUCGGCCGGCGCUGUCCAUUUGGGUUUGGAGGACGCCAAGGAGGCCUUGCAGUGCAAGCACUUGGCCUACGAUAAAGAAGGAGAUGAGCACUACAAUCUGAUUAGCGCGCUGCACAAGUCCAUGAGAGGGAACGACGCCAAUGCGGCUGUGUAUUGGCUGGCCAGAAUGUUGGAAGGAGGUGAGCAACCACUCUACAUUGCUCGCAGACUGGUGAGGUUCGCCAGUGAAGAUGUUGGGUUGGCUGACCCUUCUGCUUUAAACCAGGCCGUUGCUUGCUAUCAAGCUUGUCACUUUCUGGGAAUGCCAGAGUGUGAUGUUGUACUUGCUCAGUGCGUGGCUUACUUAGCUAUGGCUCCAAAAUCGAUUGCCGUCUAUCGAGCGAUAGGGGCGGCGAGAAAGGCAGUGAAGGAAUCGGUUGGACAGAACGAGGGAGUGCCUCUUCAUCUGAGGAAUGCACCGACGAAGUUAAUGAAGGAGAUUGGUUAUGGCAAAGGCUACAUUUACACUCCUGAUGAUCCCACUUCUGUUCAAAGCUUUUUGCCAUCUUCACUUGAGGGACACAAGUUUCUCGCUUGGCCUACUAGUGCGAACAGAUGAAACAUUUAUGGAGUUUUCCAUUUUGGGGUAUGUAUACUUGUGCCAGAUUUGUUGAUAAGAAUCGGCACUUUUUUGGUUUUUCAGUUACCCAUCCCCUGCAAUUUUUUUUGGAUGUGAUUGUUGUCUAGGAGAUGUUAGGAAAAUGGAUGAUGCAGGGAUUUCUAUAACAUAGAGUUGAUUUACGAAUUUCAUAUUUAGAAAUUUGAUCACAAGUGCCAUUUUCGA